This is a messenger RNA of Bombyx mori (domestic silkworm), 3339 nucleotides long. It is a transcript of the gene oc, whose product is annotated as orthodenticle. Gene Ontology annotation, molecular function: DNA-binding transcription factor activity, RNA polymerase II-specific; RNA polymerase II cis-regulatory region sequence-specific DNA binding. Gene Ontology annotation, cellular component: nucleus. Lineage: Eukaryota; Metazoa; Arthropoda; Insecta; Lepidoptera; Bombycidae. The record is from RefSeq and is marked provisional. Gene Ontology annotation, biological process: regulation of transcription by RNA polymerase II.
AUUGGUGAUGCGUCUGUCCGCGGUACAUUAUCGAAUUCUCCCGCGUACAACGCCAUAACUCUUAGAUUUCACACAAAAAGGCCUAAAUAUAGUUUUGUAAAAGUGUUUUUUAAUGAAUAAACUGAUUAAAAAAUAUGUUCUCCCUGAUAAGAUUAUGAACAUAUCAAUUGUUGUUCAACUCCAGUGAUAGAUUGACGAAUUUAUGUUUAGAAAAGAAAGAAAAAAUAUAUUAUAUUGAAUCGAGCUCCAUGUGUUUUUUGGUUUUAGUGUUUUUUUAAUUUGAAUUACUUCGGUGUUUGGAUUUUAACGUUUUCAAGAACCAAAAACAUGUCUACGUGCCGACCUUCGAAUCGAGUCUCGAACUAAAACGCCUCCCCAAGAUGUCCACACACACACGAAGAAGGCUGCACCGGUGACUAACUCAACCCGACAUGGCGCUGCUGACCAACUCCUCGACCACCGGUCCCACGGCCAGCGGGCCGACCGCCCCGCAGGCCCACCACUCCACGACGCCCCUACACCACUACUUCCACUACUUGAAGCAACCGUCGCCGUUGGCGCAGAACCCGUAUGCUCAUCAUUCGAGCGCUCACCACAUGGGCAUGGGGCCCGGGCCGCUCGGUGGCUUGGGGCCGUUUGGGCUGACCCCGCACGGAUUGGAAGCCGUAGGAUUUCCUCAAGGAGUGAACCCCAGGAAACAGCGCAGAGAAAGGACUACCUUCACGAGAGCUCAGCUGGACGUACUCGAAGCAUUGUUCGGGAAGACGCGAUACCCUGACAUCUUCAUGAGGGAGGAGGUCGCGCUGAAGAUAAACCUUCCAGAAUCUAGAGUGCAGGUCUGGUUCAAAAACCGGAGAGCGAAAUGCAGACAACAGUUACAACAGCAAACUAACUCUCAGAUAACGAGUAAGUCGUCGUCCAGUGCGAAAACCAGCGUAUCGUCGAGCAACGCCAUCAAAGGAAACUCGACGUCCGCCUCAAAAGCGACCACCUCCAAAACCAUGACGAGCUCCUCCACGAGCUUGACGACGAGCCAAAACUCCUCGAUCACGACUUCCUCCCCGAAUCUACCGAUAACGCCCACGACUUCAGUAAGUCCCCCGAUUAACGUGAUCUGUAAGAAGGAAGCGGCCGGAUCUAGUUACGAGACUUCCCCAUUGACCAAGAACAGCUUGACCUCGUUGUCUCACUACGACUCAAGGGUGAGCGGGAAGGAGAGCUCAGACAUCCACGGCUACGGAGUGACGCCCAAACAAGAGCUGUACAGUAGCCCGAAAAGGCUAGAGUAUUCCAGCAAAUUGGAUUACACUGAGAAAUCCUUCGGCAGUAACCUUGUUAAGGACCAAUACAGCUCCCGUUUAACCGGUAACCUGACGCCGCUGGGCUCCAACUCUUCGAUCAUGACGACCCCGUCACCCCCUAUCACCCCCCAGAGCAUUAAUGGCCCGGGGAACGUUUACCACCCGGAUAACUACAACAGCUUCCACUGGCCCGGCAGCUCGGACUACAUUAGGAGCUACUCAACUUCACAUCAUCACCAAGGAUACGGGCAGAGUGCUUACAAUUCGCCUUAUUAUCCAAGUCAGAUGGAAUACUUCAACGGUACGUCCGUGAACCAGACCCACGGAGGACACCACGGCCACAACUUAAGCACCAAUAGCAAUCAGCUCUACAACCAAGUGUCGUUCGGGAACCCCUCGCCUCCGACCGGCUGGUCGUCCCACAACAUUCUAGCUUCAGGUCCCGAGUCCCCGGAGAACCAGCAGAAUCCUCAUCUGAGCAUGCUCCAAGCAACGCAGAUAACAAACUUCUCCAACACGGGAAACAGCUACUUCGCGCCCGAGAAAUACGGAAUAAAUAUGGUCUAAUGCGAUUUCUAGUCUUUUAUUGUAAAUAAAUAUAUUAUGCCUUUGUCGUUUACAGGGAAUUUUUUUGUUUGUGGUCUUGCAACAUUGACGAAAAUGAGCGGUUUAUUUAGGCUAUAAGGUCUUGUAACCAUUGGUCGUAAAUAAACUUUAAAAAAAAAUGAGCGGUUUAUUUUUUUCGUUCCCGCUAAAAAAAAACAUCACGAUUUUCGCGGCGGCGUUUUUUAAAAUCGAUAUACGAAAAUCGAUUUCACUGUACGUUCAAAUUUAGCGUUCGAGUACUUUAUUUAUUAUAUUUAUUUUGGUCCUUCGUAACACACACAACGCUAAAUUUGAAGAACAGUGAAAACUUGAAGCGUAUGUAUAUCAGUUACGAAACAAAGAGAUUCCCUAUAAGCGACAAAAUGUUUUACGAUGCUUUUUCUAACAACACCCAAACGAAAUCACAAUUGAUAUUGCGAUGAUCGCGCAUCCAAAAGUCAUAUAAACCAACGCCCGAAAAACAAUCAAGGAGGAUAAUUAAAAAAAAAAAUUAAGAAAAAAAAAAAUCGGAAGUGAAAAAACCUCCGUAACGAAUUGUUCUAAAUUCAAAAUAACGAAAUUUCAUCGAAUAUUUUUACUUUUUUUUUUAAUAUUUCGUUUUUUUUUUUUAAAUCGACAAGGCCUAAUGUUUUAUUGAACGAGUUUUUUUGCCAUAAUUAUAUUUUAAAUAUAACUAUAUAUAUAUAUAGUGAUAAAAAUGUAAUAUAAAAAUACAUAUAUAUUUAAUUUGCUUUUUUUCGAAUGCCUGUGUAAUAUACCUUGGGAGUCAUAUCAAGUUAAGUAUAAACGUUUAAGGUAUUUUUAGUGAAGAAUUCGAUUGAAAAAUUAAAGAAAAAGGCAACGCGUUAUUAAAUGUAUUUUGUAAAUAAAUAUUAAUGAACAUUUGAAGACUUUUCAUUUUGUAUAUGUGUGCGCUCAGAUUGUAUAUGUGAAUAAUAAUAGUUUGUAAGGAGACGAAAAGUAUCUUUCUAAUUAUGUAUUUUCUUUUGGGCCUUUCAAAUAAUUUUUAUGUUUCAUAAAAAGAUUAUUGUAGCAAGGGUGUUUUUUUUUUACGUGGAGUGUAAUUUUAAUAAAAAUAAUCCUUAUAUUUUUGCCCCGCGGUAAACACGAAAAAUGUGUUUCAAAAAUAUUCUAAAGAUGUUUUUGUCUGUUUUAGUUUUUUUUUUUUUUUUUCAUAAAUCCUAGUAAUUUAAAAAGAGAAUUGUAAUGAAAUUGUAAUUUAUAUAUAGUUAAUUUUAAUAAUAGUUUAGAUAUUAAAUUACGUGUAAGGUUUCGAAGAGAUAGUUUUUUUUUUUUUUUUUUCGAAAAGUCAGUGUAUUAUUAUUAAUAUUAUUAUUUAAAUUUAAAGAAGGAAUAAAAACGUAAUUUUAAGUUGUAUUAAUUAAUUAAUAGCUAAUGAAAUAUUGAAUCCGAAUAUAUACAUAUAAAAUGC